This is a messenger RNA of Medicago truncatula (barrel medic), 904 nucleotides long. Its product is annotated as RING-H2 finger protein ATL1. NCBI's taxonomy places the organism in Eukaryota, Viridiplantae, Streptophyta, Magnoliopsida, Fabales, Fabaceae. The coding region runs from base 150 to 689 and encodes 179 amino acids. The record is from RefSeq and is a predicted model, not a curated record. The transcript has a single exon. Gene Ontology annotation, biological process: protein ubiquitination.
UAGAUAAGAUUUUACUAUCAUCUCUAGUUCUAUAUAUACUAAAUAUUCUUCAACUUGAUAGGAUCUUACACUCAUGUCUAGUUCUAUAUACUAAAUAUUCUUCAACUUGUUUCUCCAAAUUAAAUUUCUUCUCCCAAUUUCUCAACAAAAUGGUUGAUGUUCUAAGCCCUUUCACAAUCCCAUCUCCUCCUCCACCACCUUCUUUAUCAAACAAAAACAAUAGCAUACCCAUGUUAUAUUAUGGUCUAGUGGUGAUGGGAAUUGCAGCCAUAGUCCUAGCAAUAUAUAACAUCAUCAUUAUCAAACGUUGCAAUAGGAGGCAUAAUCAAUCACAACCCACAAGGCCAAAUCUUAUGGUUAUUGAAGGAUUUGAAAGAAGCUUUGAAAACCAACAAAGGAACUUGCUUUCAAGCUUCAAGUACAAGAAGGAAGUGGUAGCAAAAGAACAAGAACAUAAGGGUUAUGAUUAUGAAUGCUAUGUUUGCUUAUCGGUUUAUGAAGAAGGGGAAGAUGUUAGGAAGCUACCAAAGUGUAAACAUUGUUUUCAUGCUCUUUGUAUAGAUAUGUGGCUUUAUUCUCACUUUGAUUGCCCAAUUUGUAGAACACCUGUUGGCCCUCUUUGUCAUAAUUUUCAAGAAGAGAAUUAUCGUGAUGGGGUGAUUGAAUCUGGUGGUAGCAUCUCUGUUUGAUUUGAUUAGUUUAGAAAUGUGUGUGUGGCAUGUUGUUUUGCAUCUAGGACACGACAUAGUAUAGUGAGUGAGAAACACCCCACCACACUAUAGUUAGGUUCUUUGAUUGGAGCAACUUUAAGGUUGAGUUAGAUGAGAAAAUAUUGUCAUUUGUAUUUUCUUAUUAUCUCUCUCUCGUUAUCUCUCUUACUAUAUAUGUGACACAUUUUUGUAAA